AUGUAUUCUUCCUCAGAUCAUGCCCUGAAAGAAAAAGAUGCAGAACUGCAAUCAGUCAGAGACAGACUGACUGAGACUGAGACAUCUUACCAAGAGAAGCUUCAAGAAGAGAAAUCUGCCCUGAAAGAAAAAGAUGCAGAACUGCAAUCAGUCAGAGACAGACUGACUGAGACUGAGACAUCUUACCAAGAGAAGCUUCAAGAAGAGAAAUCUGCCCUGAAAGAAAAAGAUGCAGAACUGAGAUCAGUCAGAGACAGACUGACUGAGACUGAGACAUCUUACCAAGAGAAGCUUCAAGAAGAGAAAGCCGCUCUGAGUAAAAAAGAGGAAGAACUAAAAUCCUUCAAAGACAGAGUGGCAGCAGAGGUGGCUGUUUCAAUAAAGACAGGAGACAGUGAACGCAUCAACAGCCCAGUCAGCAAAAGCAAACUGACUGAGCGGUAUCACCAACUGAAACUGCUACAGUGGCCUAAAAUUAAAGAUCAUCUGAAAUCCAAUAAAGUGACUCCAGAGUUUACAAAGACUCUGAUUCAGAAACAAUUUACAGAUGCAACAGAAGAAAUGCGGGGAAAAAAGAAGCAGAUAGAAGAAGUGUUUAGCCUGAUUGAGUCCAACAGUGGACUGACCCCCCAAAAGGUUAAACAGUACCUUCAAUUAGCAAACCAGAAUCUUCAGAUGUCCCUUUAUUGCAGAAGCAAAGAUGAUCUGAAGGCUCCUGUCCUCAAACAUGAAGCUCAGUACUCCCAGGAUGUUAUGAAGGAGUUGAAACUUCUGGCCUCUGAAUGUUACUGGUUGGGUUGCUUGAUGGCUCUGACCAACCCUCCUCUUCAGCUAGACUGGCAGAAUCAUAUUCCAGGGAUGGACCCUUGGGACAUUUUGCCUAGAGAUAUAAAGUCUUCUUACACAAUGUAAAGGAAGCAAAA
Molecule: messenger RNA, 923 nt
Organism: Archocentrus centrarchus (flier cichlid)
Lineage: Eukaryota; Metazoa; Chordata; Actinopteri; Cichliformes; Cichlidae
Product: golgin subfamily A member 6-like protein 7
Exons: 11
Coding region: 1-912 (303 amino acids)
Source: RefSeq, a predicted model, not a curated record